Messenger RNA from Trichoderma asperellum CBS 433.97, 1872 nucleotides. RefSeq lists its product as uncharacterized. Gene Ontology annotation, cellular component: nucleus. Gene Ontology annotation, molecular function: DNA-binding transcription factor activity, RNA polymerase II-specific; DNA binding; zinc ion binding. NCBI's taxonomy places the organism in Eukaryota, Fungi, Ascomycota, Sordariomycetes, Hypocreales, Hypocreaceae. Gene Ontology annotation, biological process: DNA-templated transcription; regulation of DNA-templated transcription. The record is from RefSeq and is a predicted model, not a curated record.
UCUCACCACUAUUUACGUGUAGCUAUGGAAUUGUCGCAAACCGCUGUGGCCCAUUCGCGGGUCUCUUGCCAUGCGUGUCGCCAUGGCAAAAGGCGAUGUAAUCGAGUCCUUCCGACGUGCGAAUUGUGCAUGCGCAAAGAAGUACGCUGUAGCUAUCCAAAGCUACCAGCCAAACGCUCAUACACACCGGAGAUAAUUUGGGACGACUCUUCGUCGGUAGUUGACGACCAUCACCCGCAACAGCUGGAUCAACCGCCAGAUUUGGGGUCUACAUUUGAUACAGCAAGGGCUGUUCAGUUUCUAGCGCCCAAAGUAUUUCGCGACAUCCAGUUAGAAAUUCCUCCUCCCUAUGUACCGGUCCCAAGUGAUGUUGCGGCCUAUGUCGGAGACACUCAGCAGGUCCGCGACAUAGCGGCAGUGUUAUUCUCACAGGAUGCCUCAUGGCUACCAAUAGUGUGUCGGAAUCACUUUUUUAAUGCUUCACUUAACCCGUUAUCUCCGCGACGAGCGGAAGGCACGUUGUUAGCCUUGUGCAUGAAGCUGUAUUGCACAACUGCGGUCCACAAUGGUGGUAACCAAAAAACAGCGCUUUACAAGGCGUCAAAGCGAUAUCUCUCUGACAUAGAGGCAGCUGGUCUUAUGUCGCUACAUGUCCUCCAAGCAACAAUUUUUAUUGCGCUGUAUGAAAUAGGACAUGCGAUUUACCCCGCUGCUUAUCUGACCGUCGGUGCUUGCGCCAGAUAUGGUAUUGCUUUGGGCUUGGAUAAGCUCAUGACGAACAACAGCGACUUCAAUAGAUCGUGGAUGGAGAUAGAGGAGAAAAGAAGAAGUUGGUGGGCAGUGUUGGCGCUAGAUCGAUUUUUGAACUUCGGCGAUCCCUCAAGGCGUCUAGCUACAAGUGAUCCAGAGAUCAAUUACUAUCUUCCCGUAGACGAUCAAUCCUUUCUGGAUGGUGACAUAAUGCCGCCAGAUGCUAUUCCUAUCUCUGCCGCAUUUCACCUCAAGACAGGCAGUUUUGCUCGGCUGGCUCAAGCAACAUACUUGACAAGUCAAGCCCUCCGACUUGCUGCAGCUAUCGAAACACCUGGUACAGGGAAUAUAGUUUGUCUUGUGGGAGACACGGAACAAUUGCGUCGUACGCUCGAAGCACAAGUCAACGCUGCAGAACAAGAGCAUGCAGCUCGUAGAUUAUCAUUCUGCUGCCAAACUAUGUUUUCAUAUUGCGGAAUAUUUUUACUGCAACAUCAGCAGUGGCAGCAAGCUCGUCUCACUACUACAAGGGACGUAUGUAAUGGCAUGUUUCCGGAGACUAGACGAGCAUUAGAGGUCAUGGGACGCUUGGCAUCAGCUCUCCAAAAGGAUUUUGAAGGUGGAGCUGCCCCAGAAGAAGGCCUCCCCAUAUUCUUCAUGCAAACUUUAUAUCAAGCUACAACGAUAGCUAUGGAAGUGGGGCAAGGCAAAUCAGAUAAAGAUAUUGUAGAGAAGAUCCAUGCAUUCAGAUGGCUGCUACAGUACUUUUGUACGCGGUGGAAUAUGGCCAAAAUUUAUUUGGAAAUUUUACAUGCCAAGGAGGCUUUUCACGACUUCGAUAGCUUGAGACACAUGGUAUCGUUGUAUCAUGAGAAGAGCUUAUAGAAAACUAAUCACUCUUUCACGCUAUGUUAUAUGCUGAAAACUGCCAAUGAAGGAUCGUUGGUUAGUCGGUCUGCGGAGUAUAGGAAGCAACAGUUUAAUGAUAGAAUGACGAAGAAAUUGGCUUUUGAGCAAUAUUAGCACCGGUAUAAUCUUCUUCCUACAGCCAGAGUUCUGAGAGCCUUAGAAUACUACUGUCCAAGUCACUGACUUUAGAAAUUAAGAGAAGUCAACAUAGCG